AUGACCGACGAUUUUUCCGUUAAUGAGGAGCCGGCUCCUCAUCCCCAGAAUCUUCGAGCUCAGAGCAAAGCAUCCAGCAUGGAGACCAAAUGUGAACCGUCAAAGACCGGCCAAUCCGGUCCUCCAAAGAUUACUCCAAGACCUACAUACAUCAGCAGUGCAGCAGCUGCCUCUGAUCUCAAGCUGCCACAACAGAUGCUCUCCAAGAGAAAUACCAUCGACAUAAAUGAUUAUUUCAAAGGACCAAGAAACCUCGAUAGACAUUCGAAAUGGCCACUAUUUCUCCGGGUUCACGGCAGUGUCAUGCCCCGAAUGAUUAUCCCCUUGGUAGUGAUGGCUUGCUGGUCAACCCUCAUUACAUGUGUAACUCACCUAGGCGGUGUUCCCCUCGGCAUUGAUUCAACUCUCCUUACUGUUCUCGGUUUCGUCGUCGGUCUUGCUCUCUCCCUCCGAAGUUCGACUGCUUAUGAACGUUAUGGUGAAGGUCGCAAGUACUGGGCUCUUCUGAUGCAGAAUUCCCGCACUUUGGCCCGUAUCAUCUGGAUUCACAAGACUGAACGCGAAGGUGAAGAAGGAAAGGAAGAUAUCAUCUCGAAGCUGACCGGAAUUAACCUCAUUGUGGCUUUUGCUGUUGCCCUCAAGCAUAAACUGCGCUUCGAGCCUGGAAACGGCUAUGAGGAUAUCUCCGGCCUGAUUGACCACCUUGAUACCUUUGCCAAAGCAGCCAAUGACCCAAAUGCGCCGCCAGGCAAAAAGCCAAGCACGAUGAAGGCUAUCGGCCAGUACUUGAGCGUUCCAAUGGCCAUGUCCAACCCACGCAAGCAGAUUAAGCGCUCUGACAAGCCUCUGGGAAACCUUCCAGCCGAGAUUCUCAACUAUCUGUCUGCUUAUAUCCAUGAGUCAUUGAUGAACGGUACCAUUCCCGUGCCCGUGCAUCAGUCCCAAGCUGGCGCUUGUCUCAACGCUCUGGAAGAAGUCAUGACUGGCAACGAGCGUGUGCUCAACACUCCCCUUCCACUGGCGUACACCAUCUUGAUUUCUCAAAUCACCUGGAUCUACGUCCUUGCCCUGCCAUUCCAGCUCGUCAACAAACUCGAAUGGGUUGCCAUCCCUGGAACUAUUGCUGCCACUUACAUUAUCCACGGAAUUGCCUCCAUCUGUGCCGAAAUUGAAAACCCCUUCGGCGACGAUGUCAACGAUCUUCCCCUUGACGUCUUCUGCCAACAGCUAGCUGCUGACCUUGACAUCAUCACCUCCACUCCCCCAGCCAAGGUAGACGACUUUGUCAACCGCGAAGACAACUAUGUUCUCUACCCACUCAGCAAGAGCAGUGUCAGCAUGUGGAAGGACCGUAGCGUGGAUGAGAUCCGCGCUGCCCUCAAGGCUAAGGCCACACUUACCCCUGCUAGACUCAACGCGGCUGGAUCAAGAGAUCUAGCGUUGGCUAUGAAGGGUCAGGAUGAAUCCAUUGCAUGA
Messenger RNA from Nannizzia gypsea CBS 118893, 1476 nucleotides. RefSeq names its product domain membrane protein. The coding region runs from base 1 to 1476 and encodes 491 amino acids. Gene Ontology annotation, molecular function: chloride channel activity. Lineage: Eukaryota; Fungi; Ascomycota; Eurotiomycetes; Onygenales; Arthrodermataceae. The transcript has 6 exons. The record is from RefSeq and is a predicted model, not a curated record.